AUGCAAAAUAAAGCUACUAAAUGUAGAAAAGCGGUUGAAAAAAAUGAAACCCCUGAUGAAGAAUGGGAAGAAUAUAUAACUGAAUGGGUGGCUGAGUAUGAUUCCUAUGAAAAAGCCCGAAGGAAGCUCGUGAAGUUCUGCAAAGGCAAUGGUUUGGAGUCGACAGACGAGGACAGUGUGCGGAAAAGAGUACCAUCAUCGAAAUAUGUUGGAUUUAGGUCUACAUCAGCCCCUCCAUCUGCAGCCUCAGGAAGACCUCCAGUUCAGGCCUCAACAAGUAGGCUCCACACAGAGACAAUGGAAAGACCAAAAAAGAAAUUCUGCAAUAAUGGAGCCAAAAGCCAGACCUUGCCAGCCAUACCACCAUUUCCAUUUCCACCAUCAACACCAGAGACAGUCCCAGAUCUAAGACAAGAUGAAAGAGAACUCCGACUCUUUCAGAUGCUAGAGGAGAUAAAAGGCCAAGUCAGACAAAAUUCUCUUCUGCUUCAGGCAAUUUUGAGAAGAGAGAGUGUCACUGAAGUCAGCAGUUUUCCAGAUUUUGAGUUUCCGUUACAAAAUAUUAAUGAUAUAAAAAAAAUGGAGGACCGGCUUUCUGACAAGGAAACACGGCGCUCUCUGGUAAAACAUCUCAUGAGUUUGGGUGGGACAACAACAAAAGAUAUAAUCUACAGGAUCAUGCGUGAAACAAUCAGCAAUGAUUUAGCGAAAAAGUUUAACUGGAUGGGCAGGGGGCAGAAAAGUCCUUUUUCUGUGUUGCACCUGGCAAAAGUCAUCAUAGAUGCUGCCAAAAAACAAGGGGCCACCUUAAUGGAGGCAGAAGAAAAGAUAAAAACAUGGCUGAAAUACAGCGGUGACCGAAAUGGAGGAAGAAAAGGAGAUCAGAAAAGGUUGUGA
Messenger RNA from Alosa alosa (allis shad), 897 nucleotides. RefSeq lists its product as uncharacterized. Lineage: Eukaryota; Metazoa; Chordata; Actinopteri; Clupeiformes; Clupeidae. The coding region runs from base 1 to 897 and encodes 298 amino acids. The record is from RefSeq and is a predicted model, not a curated record. The transcript has 8 exons.